AUGUCGAGCUGGGAGACGACAGCCCUUCGGCUGCACGGCAAUGUGGCCGCCGACUCAACACCAAGCUCUCUACACAAGAGUCUACCACUACUACCAAAGAGAAAUGUCAAGGCCAGGACAGCUUCAGGCGUGAAAGGGGUAUCUUCGCAAGAGAAAAGCCACAGGACGAAAGGAUGGAAACCACUCUCGCUUUCGACGCCGAUGUUACUCGCUAUGAUCGCACUUACGAUUCUUCUCGCCGUCGCCGUUGAGACAUUAGCACAGCGCAGUGCAACACAAGGUGGUCUCGCUCUCUCACCUUCUCUUGAUGAUAUGCCCGGUAUGCUUUGGAGCUGGAUCGAUCUGGACGUUAAGCGGAUGCAGCCAUGGUUCGAGUUGUCUAAACGUGAGGGCGCCACUGCCGAAAACUCACUGUUUCUGGACUACCAAUACGAAUUCGUGGCUCUUGUUCCUUUCAAAUCAGCAAAGAGAAAGCAUUGGCCCGUUUUCUUUGGGGGAACUGCUAUGGUCAUCGUCUUUUGGGCACUAACACCCCUUCAGAGUGCUCUGCUUGGUACAGGUAUCGUAAAGCAGACUGACAUGACCACACUCGUGAACAGGUCUCAGCUGCUUCCCGUUGCCGAGCAUGUUGUGGUCCUUGAUCCCGAGUUCCUCAAUACAGGGUAUGCCAUAGGCUGGCUCGGUCAACAAUUUCCUGCCUUCACGACGCCCGAAUAUGCGCUCCUCCCAUUUUACGCAGGUACAAGCCCCAAGCUUGCUAACUUGGAAAAUCGUCAAGCAGUCCCUUCGAAUAUAACCGCAGAAACUACCAAGCUUUGGACUGAACUCAACUGUUGGCCUGCUGAGAUCGCAAGGAAAGGUAUCCGAAGCAAGGAAGAGUUCAAUUUUUUGAACGGACAAGGUUGUAAUACAACCGCUGGGUUUGGAGCAAGAAAUGAGACAAGAAUGUUCUACAUUGGCUUUUAUACCAGUCCUUAUUCGGACUUCCAAAUCGAGAACCCAAGAUGCGGGCGGACUCCUGAUUCAAUACAUCAGUUCUUGGCGAUCUGGGCCAAAGCUAUUCCUGUCGAUUGGGACCCAUCGCCAACCUUCAACAUCUCUGCCAUGUUUUGUCAGCCUCAGUACUUCAAGCAGAAGGUUCUGGCAACAGUCAACGCGGAGACCUUCGAACCAGAUAGGGGAUCUAUCCUGGAACUUGGACCACGAGAAACUCUUUCAGAUAAUGAGUUUAACAGAACUGCCUUUGAGUAUCUCAUUGCAAAUGGGAUGGCAGAGACACCGAUUACGAAAGAUUAUCCCUUCAAUGCUGUUGUUGAACAACAUCCGCGACUGAACCACACCAACCUCACGUUUCCUGUAUCUAACAUGGUUGGCUUCGCAUUGGCGGGAAAGGACUUGGAUAAGGAUCAAUACGUACAUCACGACAUACUGCACAAAGCAUACAACGACGCUCACAAAUACCUUUUCUCGAUUGCAACAACGACUAUCUUGAUGAACUCGACCACCUUUUCUAACAAGACUGUAUCUGUCGAGUAUUUCAUGACUGGGGUUAUAGUCAGUCGAACUUUUGCGACAGCGGUGGAAUGUUUCUUGCUCAUUGUCGCCAUUUUUACAGGACUUGUUUUAUGGUUUUCGCGGGCCGCACCAAGCAACCUGCCAGUAAAUCCGUCUUCGAUAAGACGUUACAUCGACUUAUUCGGCGACAGCCCGGAGGCACUCAGCACAUUCAAGCCUGUGGGUUACACUGAUGAUAAAGGCCUUCUUGAAGAGUUCAAGAUGGACAAUUUCCAGAUGAUAGCCAAGGAUAACGGUACUAGGGUAGAAUUACUGAUUCACUCGAGGCUUCAAGCACCAGAAUCUUAUAAUAAGUCUGUUCCAAAGGACUACUAUGAUCCUGUCAAGCCUUUAGCCCUCAAGAAAUGGGCCGGUCUCCUCUUCAUUGUCUCCCUGAUCGGCGCCAUGGCUUUUCUGUCGUACUUAAAACAGCAGGAAACCAUACUGAAUGGUUUGAUUCGUCCUUCCAAUAAUUUCGAAGUCCGUCAACUAUUGGAGAACUACAUCCCGACUAUCUUCGCAACACUCGUUGAACCCUUCUGGGUCUUGUUGAACAGACUGCUUUGCGUUCUUCAACCUUUCAAAGAUCUUUCGGAAGGGAAAGCAAAACCAAAGAAUACGAUUGACGCUACAUACACUUCAAUUCCGCCCCAGCUGGUCUUUUGGAGAGCUUUGAAAUCAAAACACUUCGUCCUUGUCCUUGUCUGUUCCAUGGCUCUCCUUGCAAAUCUUCUCGCUGUUGGCCUCGGUUCCCUUUUCAACGAGAAUAUUACAACUGCGAAUUAUACGGUCACCAUGAUCCCAAAUUUUGCGCCACGAUUCAAUAAUGAUUCCGUCUUCGAACUCACUGACUUUUUACAACGGGAUCUCAUUACUACUAGUUUUUACCAAGACCAUUUUUAUAUAGCAAUGGCCAACAUUACUUCGGGGACACUUCUUCCCCCUUGGAUUUCACAAGAGUACUACUUUCAGAAACACCAACUCAAAGACUCGACUUUCAAUAGGACCGGAGAUCUUUACACUAUCAGUACAAGAGGCUUUGGUGCUAGUGCUAAUUGCAGUGCUAUACCAACUCAUGAAUUGACCACUAAGUACGAGAUACCAGAAUUCUGGCCUGAGUACCGGAUGAACCUGAGUCAAUGUACAACUGAUGACCAGUUCGUCGCAAAAGCCGUACCGGUCAUUCGCCAAGCAACAAAUAACCGAUCCACGGGUGUCUCAGCGAUAGAGUAUAGCCACACAGUCGACAGCACUUUCUCCUCGCCGCCUUGUGCGCGAACGAUGACUUUUGGAUGGGGUCGUACUCUAGAAGCGAAGAACAUUAACGGCACAGUCGAGGCCAGUUUCAUGGUCUGUCGUCCAAUAUUUCAAACCGCCAUGUUCAAUGUCACAAUCGAUCCUCUAGGUAAUGUUAUCUCCUAUGAGAAGACGAGCGAUCUCAAGGCCACAAUGGACUACAACAACUCAAGUCUGCAUACCGAUAUCAUAUUUCAGACCUAUAAUCCGCGGUGGAAUACAGAUCCUCAAUGGCAUAACCACACACUCUCGAUGAAUUGGAUGAGUCAUCUCAUUAUGGUUAUCAAUGGUUCAAGAUCAACCCUCGACCCGAAAACUCCCACGCCGGAUUCGAAAGACCUGAUACCAGUUGUUUCUGACAUAUACCGCCGUGUUUUCGCCAUCUUCCUCGGCCUAAACGAUCAUAUUUUUGAGAAUAAUGAUGAGGGCGAAUCAGUUGCUGCAGUACGACAUACAAAAGAAACUCGAAUUUUUAUGGAAGAUGCGUCUUUCAUCAUCACCAUGACAAUACUUGCCCUGAAUACCAUUGUUGCUGGCUUAUUCUAUAUCAAGACUGUUGCUUUUGUCUUGCCACGCAUGCCAACGACUCUUGGUGCAGUCGUUGCGUAUUUUGCACCAAGUCGUCUUGCUACUGUGGCUUACAGAGAUGCGCCAGGUCGAUCCUCUCGGACCAUUAGCUUUGGAAGAUAUAUUGGGGCGGAUGGGAAAGUACACGUUGGGAUUGAGGCAGAUCCUCACGUUGUGCCUAUUGAUCCUUCAUCACUCGGACCACAAAGAAAUUAUUUUAAGUUUCUUAGAUUCAGGGGGGGAAAGAACAUGGACAAGCCGGAUCGAAGUGAGACAUGGCUUUGA
Messenger RNA from Fusarium oxysporum Fo47, 3702 nucleotides. RefSeq names its product DUF3433 domain-containing protein. The record is from RefSeq and is a predicted model, not a curated record. The transcript has 3 exons. Bases 1 to 3702 code for a protein of 1233 amino acids. NCBI's taxonomy places the organism in Eukaryota, Fungi, Ascomycota, Sordariomycetes, Hypocreales, Nectriaceae.